CUUGGCUGACCCAGCUCUUUCUCGAGAUAACUGAAUUCAGCCAACCAAACAGGAUCGACCUCUCUGUUCCUCUCUCAGCCCUGCAGCAGUAGACACACAGCUUAGGGAGAGGGAUGUCACAGCUGAAAGAAAACCAGUCCUCCUCCGUCUGGAUGAGAAACAAGCAGUGCGCGUCCAUUGCUCACGCCCACGCGAUACGGGAUAUUUACUUAUUUUACGCGCAGUUCGGAGACAAUCUGGUCCAGUUUUUUGCCCUGUUGACUGUCUGAUCUCUGUCAUCUCUCCGUUGGUGGUAAUAAUGCUCCCCAGCCCGCUCGUCACUUCUUCUUCCACCACGCCUUUCUCUGUGAAGGACAUUCUGAAGUUGGAGUUGCAGCAGCAGUCUCAGUCUCAGCAGCAGCAGCUCCAGCUCAUCUCGUGCUUCGGUCUCUCCGGUGCGCUGUCACAUCCGGGAGCUUUCCCAAAUAAACCGUUCCGCUCCCACUCACCGCCGUCCUGCAUGUUGGCCGGGAGGGACAGUCCAAGUCCCAUCAGCUCCGGGUUCUCGGAGGGCGAGGAGAGGAUGUCGUACCUCAACACGCUCACGGCUCAGGACCGGCUGGCAGACUCCGGUCCGCCGGGGGAGAUGUUCGGCAACCCGGCGCAGAACCACUCUGCAGACCUCCGGCUGGAGACCGAGGACCAAGACAGCAAGAGCUGCGGUGCUCUGCUGGGUGACAGUGAUCCAGACUCAGAGAAGCCCGCCACCAAGCAGCAGAGGACCAGGAGGAAACCCCGCGUCCUCUUCUCCCAGGCUCAGGUGUUCGAGCUGGAGCGGCGUUUCAAGCAGCAGCGGUACCUGUCCGCCCCGGAGAGAGAGCACCUGGCCAGCUCGCUGAAGCUCACCUCCACCCAGGUCAAGAUCUGGUUCCAGAACAGGAGGUACAAAUGCAAGAGGCAGCGGCAGGACAAGAGUCUGGAGAUGGCAGGUCACCACCACCACCACCACCACCACCACCACCCACCGCCGCCGCCCAGGAGGGUGGCUGUGCCGGUGCUGGUCCGGGACGGCCGGCCUUGUCUGACCGGAUCCCAGAACUAUAACACUUCUUACACAGUCGGAGCUCCGAACCCGUACAGCUACAAUGGCUACCCGGCCUACAGCUACAACAACUCGGUGUAUACUAACACUUACUCUUGUACUUAUUCUAGUUUACCUGCUCUGCCGCCAAGCAACACUCCUGCUAAUGCUUUCAUGAACAUGAAUUUGGGAAACCUCGGAGCACAGGCGCAGAGCCAGGCGGCCCAAGGAUCACUGGUCACACCCUGCCAGGGGACUCUGCAGGGCAUCCGGGCCUGGUAGCACAAUACGAGCCGGGAGAGACUCCUCUGGGAUGGCUGAAUGGACUCAAGCAUGUAAACCUAAUCAUCUAAUGCACAGUUUAAAACUCUGGCCUACGAGGAACCCAUUGACUGAGAUACAAACCAUACACAGUAUAUUGCGCAUUUUUUGUGUAAGCCACGAUGUUUAAAAAACGAAUUAAACCUGCUGUUGGAUGUAUUAUAUUGUCGGUUUAAAUGUCGCCGCUGAGCAAAGACUGUGCGUUGUGCGGUGUGGCCCAUUGGUUAAAAAAUGGAUGUGAUGUGCAGCACAGAUAAAGUUAAAUUGUAUGUACAUUUCCAUACUACACGUUUCUACGCGUAAGGUGUAGCCCAUAACAAAAAAAAUCCAUAAUUGGCCUAAAAUGCCCAAACAUUCAAUAAGAUCUCUAAAAUGAAUUGCAAGAAAUAACAAAGUGGACAACAAUGGCUAGAUACUGCAAUAUUAUUAAGUAAUAUGCUUUUUUAACUUUGUAACAGUGUGAUUUAUUUUUGGCCAGCAAACUUUGUUUUACUCUAAAAUACAUGUGACUGAACAGGAGGCUAUGUUAACAGAUUAAAACGGCCUGGUGUUACACUGAUGAUCAUUUUCACUGAUGAUGAAAGUAAAUAAUACAACAAAGAUAAUGACACAUGUGGUUAUUUGCUUUGUGUGUGUGUGUGUGUGUGUGUGUGUGUGUGUGUGUGUGUGUGUGUGUGUGUGUGUGUGUGUGUGUGUGUGUGUGUGUGUGUGUGUGUGUGUGUGUGUGUGUGUGGAACGACCGAGUAGCCUACACUUUUCUGUAAAAAUGUACGCUUCUAUGCCUAAUAUAGUAAGUCUCUGAUUUGGCAGGUGUGUUAUUGCAUUUCAACA
Messenger RNA from Anoplopoma fimbria (sablefish), 2212 nucleotides. It is a transcript of the gene nkx2.3, whose product is annotated as NK2 homeobox 3. The transcript is spliced from 2 exons. NCBI's taxonomy places the organism in Eukaryota, Metazoa, Chordata, Actinopteri, Perciformes, Anoplopomatidae. The coding region runs from base 299 to 1342 and encodes 347 amino acids. The record is from RefSeq and is a predicted model, not a curated record. Gene Ontology annotation, molecular function: RNA polymerase II cis-regulatory region sequence-specific DNA binding; DNA-binding transcription factor activity, RNA polymerase II-specific. Gene Ontology annotation, biological process: regulation of transcription by RNA polymerase II; cell differentiation. Gene Ontology annotation, cellular component: nucleus.